Thunnus maccoyii (southern bluefin tuna) is the source of this 2321-nucleotide messenger RNA. RefSeq names its product TSEN2 tRNA splicing endonuclease subunit (gene tsen2). Gene Ontology annotation, biological process: tRNA-type intron splice site recognition and cleavage; tRNA splicing, via endonucleolytic cleavage and ligation. The record is from RefSeq and is a predicted model, not a curated record. Lineage: Eukaryota; Metazoa; Chordata; Actinopteri; Scombriformes; Scombridae. Gene Ontology annotation, molecular function: tRNA-intron lyase activity; nucleic acid binding. Gene Ontology annotation, cellular component: tRNA-intron endonuclease complex. Bases 279 to 1493 code for a protein of 404 amino acids. The transcript has 12 exons.
GAGAAGAGGCCGACAGUUCCAGUCGGACACAGAUUCGGUGACACCGCGGAGUCCGACAGCAAAAUAAACCGAACGGAGCGGUAACCAGAGAUUAGCAGCUAACAGCUAACAGGCUGAAUUACUUAUUAAAUAAGAAGCUAAGUGGCUAACAGGCUAAUAUCCGAACAAGUUAGCAGUUAGCUGCAGUAACAUCAACACGACCCGCCUCCGCUUCAACCUGGUCCCGGUCUGACCCGGUCACGGUCUGACACGGUCCCGGUCUGAUCCCGUCCGGCAGCAUGCAGGCGGAGUUCCGGGCCCCCCGUAGACGGCCCCGGGUAUACGAGCAAUACGAGGCUCCGCUGCCAGUGAGCAGCCACUUCCGGGCGGAUCUCAUCAACCAACACGUGCUGGUCUGUGAUCCAGACCACAUCCAGAAGAUCCACAACCAGGGGUUCUUCGGUAAGGGGGUCCUCUCCAGAGCCAGACCGGACCACAGCCUCUCCGACCAAUGGGAGCAACAUGAGGGUUUGUUUCUACCCAUCAUCCCCCAGUCCAGGUAUGAGGAGCUGCUCAGGUGGGCGGCAUCGGCCCUCGCCGCUCAAGGAUUGGAUGAAGAAGCUGUCAAUCAAACCCUGCUCAGACUGUCUCAGCCAGUGGAGAUGGAGGCCGUGAGGAGGGAGGUGGGAGGAGGGGGGGCAGUUAACGGACAUAGGGGGGAGGGGCAGGCGGCGGGGGCGGAGCUAGGUCCAGAGGGUGGAGCCUCUCCCCACGCUAAGAGGCUCCGGCCGGGGUCAGAGGUCGAGCCGGAGGCUGAGAGAAGCUGCAGGUUGGACCCACAAGACCUGAACCCUGACCAGGACCUUGAUCCCAGCUCUGACCCUGAUGGUUUGGUUCCAGGUCCUGGUUUUGUCCUGGUGGUCUCUGACAGUGAGGCAGGAGGGGGGGUCGGGGGGAUGAGGCAGGUGAGGCGGACCCCGUUCUCCCUCACAGAGUACCUGCAGCUCAGCCUGGAGGAGGCCUUCUUCCUGGUCUACAGUCUGGGCUGCCUGUCUGUCUACCUGCACCAGGAGCCCCUGUCAGUCAUCCAGCUGUGGAGGAGGUUCCGGUCUCUGCGGCCGGACUUCGUCAGCUUGUACGCAGCCUAUCACCACUGUCGCAGCAGGGGAUGGAUCCCUAAAGGAGGGGGUGGGGCCAAGUACGGCGUCGACCUCAUGUUAUACAGGAAAGGCCCACCUUUCUACCACGCCAGUUAUUCGGUGGUGGUAGAGCGAGUUGAUGGUGCAUUUAGGGGCUCGGCGUUGCGUCCGUUUUCGUGGCGUUCUCUUGCGGCUCUCAGCAGGAUCACGGCCAAUGUCUCCAAGGAGCUGAUGUUGUGUUACAUCAUCUAUCCAGCCGACCUAUCAGAAGCUGAGCUGGACUCACCUGUGUGUCUGAGCAGACUGAAGGUUCAGGAGGUGAUAGUCAGCAGGUGGGUUUCCUCCAGAGAACGAGCGGAGCAAGACGACAUCUGAUUGGCUGACAGGAGGCCGAUUUCAGAAGGCGAUGAUGUCACAAAGAGACUAAUAACAUGAGAGUUGCAGCAGUGAGGUGAAAGGAGACUGAAUCUGCCUGUUUAAAGAUCUCCGGACAUGUUGUAAGAUACAUAAAAAAUCAUAAUAUGUAUCUAAUGUAUUUGUCCUUAAAAACAACAGUUACCUCAUUAUAAAGCUUCCUCCUCCUGGUAGGGCUGGGCAAUAUAUGGAUAUUAUAGUGAUAUCAGAUAUCAUCUUAGAUUUUGAUACCUUCAUAUCGUGUUUUAAAGGCUGCAUUACAGUGACGUGAAGUCAUUUUCUGAACUUACCAGACUGUUCUGUUAUUUGCAUCGACCCACAUAGUCAUUAUAUCCACAUUACUGAUGAUUAUUUAUCAAAAAUCUCAUUGUGUAAAUAUUCAGAUUCAGACGACUGUAUUUAUCCCAGAAGGGUUAAAUCAGUUCUACAGUUUAUCUGGACACACAAGGACCCCGACCUCCACAGGUGAGCAGCAACAUGUCAGACAGCAGAUCAGCAUCCGGGUACAAGGAACCCUCAGGUGGCCCUGUAUACGCAGCUAACAGGAAGGGCCAAACCAGGAUAAAAACACCCGUUACAGUUCACAUAAGUAGCCUGAUAGCAGUCAGGUAGAGGGAAGCGCCCACACUGCACACACACAAUAUCAUUUGUGAAAGCACCAGUAGUCAUCCCUACAAUACUGAUGCAAUAUCAAUAUGGAGGUAUUGGUGAAAAUGAUUGUGAUAUUUGAUUUUGUCCAUAUUGCCCCGCCCUCCUCCUCCUUCAUUAAAACUGUAAAUAUUGUUGAUU